GCUGCUUUGAAGAGCGAGCAGAGGGAUCGUUUUGCGCUAUCCUUUUUCCUCCAGGGGCGCAUCGGGGAGAGACUUCCAGGAAAGGCGAAGGAAAAGAUGGGCCGAUUAAGGAAAUAGGAUACUUAGAAAAGGCUUUCAUCUCAUUUAUUAAACUUUUAUUUAUAUAUAGACUUUCAGCGUGUCUGCAUAUUCCAAUCAAAAUUGUUAGCAAAAUCAUGGCACCAUCAGGAAGAAAAUCCACAGGAAAAACAACCAAAUUAGCACAAGAAGAUUCAGUUGUACAUGUCUAUAACUUUGAAGAUGACCCAAAAAAACAUUUGAGUGGUUCUGACGAGGACAUUAGAGAAGAUGAAGCUCCAGUGAUUGAUAAACAUGGGAAGAAAAGACCUUCAGUAACUUUACCUCAUGCAGGAGUUGAGGAUGAUGUUGGUGGAGAAGUGCAGAAUAUGCUGGAACGAUUUGGAGCGGACAUUAACAAAGCUCUUCUGGCUAAAAGGAAAAGAUUAGAAAUGUAUACAAAAGCUUCCCUUAAAACAAGCAACCAGAAAAUAGAAUUUGUUUGGAAAACACAACAGGAACAAAGGCAAAAGGUUAACCAUGAGUAUUCUCAGCAGUUCCUGCAUGUAUUUCAACAAUGGGAUGCCGAUAUACAGAAAGCAGAGGAACAGGAAGAAAAGCUAGCGAAUGUAUUUCGACAACAACAGAAAGCUUUCCAGCAAGCAAGAAUAGUUCAAAGUCAGAGGCUGAAAACAAUUAAGCAGUUAUAUGAGCAGUUUAUAAAGAGUAUGGAAGACAUGGAAAAGACUCAUGAAAGUCUUUUAGCAGGGGCACAGAGUGAACUUCGCAAAGAAAUGUCCAUGUUGCAAAAGAAAAUCAUGAUGGACACAGUAAGUAUUUAUACUGAUUUAUGAAAAUUUCAGUGACUUAAAUAGAAAAGAUAUUGUUUAUAAUUCACAAGCUAAGAGUACUGUGAUACAAAAUGCUGCAUUUGAUCAAUAUAUUUUUCUUUCUUUCUCAUAACAGCAACAGCAAGAGAUGGCAACUGUUCGCAAAUCUCUUCAGUCCAUGUUAUUUUGAUGGUUCAGUGGAGAAACAACUUGUACCUAAAUAACAUGAUACAUAUAUACACAUUAGCUAUUGUGAGGAGAAAAAAAGAGACUGUUUCACAUUCCAUGUUAAAAAUUAUAUGUGUCUGAAUACUUCAUUGUUACAAGAGAAAUCAACAAGUAAUUAAAAACAAUAUCUGUUUUUUCAUUUUCACAAUAUUAUGAUUCUUUUAUCAUAACGUUUUUCCUUCAUUUUCAAAUUACAAAUGUAAAUACCUGGUUAUGACAGUAUUUGUAAACUUCAAAAUAUUACAGUGUAGGAUUAUUCCUAGUUAGGCACAGUAGUUACAAAAGUCCAUUAGCUGAAUUAGAAAUUCAAGUCAAAAUGAAAAAGUCCUAAAAGCCAGGGGGGGGGGAAGCAUUACACACAUUAGAAUAAAGUGCUUUAACAUGAGAAUUGAACAAUACUGUUUACAAAUUCCUUACUAUCAUAUGGUAAAAUAUUACACUAUGUUUUCCAGAUUUAGUACUGUAUUAAUUUAAAUGUAUUAAUACGUGGCAUAAUGUACUAUUUGAAUGGAAAAUUAGAAGUUAAUUGAUACAUCAAACUUGUUUUGAAAAUACAAAUUUAUGUAAUUAAAUUAAAAACCCUUAAAGUACCAUUGCAGUGAUUAUUGAAUAAAGAGUAAGAAAGCACUAAUUUCCAACUGAAAUGUUUCUUACCAUCAAUUGAAAUAUCAAAAGAUUGAUUCAUUGAGUUUAUGAAACAAAAAUUUUAAAGAUAAUUUACAUUUUCAUACUUCUAACACACAUUCAAACAUUACAGAUGCAGUAUUUAUACAGUUAUGGAAUACUUAGUUAAAGCAAUUUAUAAUUGUUUCAAAUCUGAUUUCUUUUUUAAAAAUAUUAAAUAUAUUUCUUCUAUUUUUUCACCAAAAUUUGCUUGAAAUAUUUUAUUAUAUUUAAAUAUCAAGGUUUUGCACUUAUUAAUUACCAUAAUGCCACUCCAUUAAUUAAUGAUUUUCUAUAUAGAAUUCACCAUAGUUGCAUAAGGGCAAUUUUUCAACUGAAUCUGUAAAUAUGAUUUUGAUAUAGAUCAGCUUAUGAGGCUUUUUUUACACCUCAUUUAAAAUUCAAGGUGAUAGAUUGUUCUUAUAAUUCUAUUGGGUUUUCUAAUUUCUAGAGAGAUGUUAUAAUAAUUAGUGGUGCAGACUGGAAUUUUUUUUACUUAACAUAUAAGCAGUGGCCACUUGGGAUUGAUUCCCUUAUGGAAGUGUACAAUAGAAAACAGCAAAAAAUAAUAACCAGAGAGCAAUAUUUUAAAAAGAAUCAAACUAUCCUGACUGCACCUACAACUGCUUUUAUUAUAGUGUCAAAGUUAAGAUGAGACACAUUUUUUGAAAUCAAACAUAAUGUCUAUUAAAUGUGUUCAGUCAUGGCUCCUACAUCAUAUUUGCUUUCCAUAAUCUAGGAAUAGUUUUUGAAAGAUAAAUUCAUAAAUUAACAAACUUAAUGCAUCAGUGUUACAUAACAAAACAAACUCAUCUAACAAUAUAAGGAAAAGAAUUAUGGUUAUAAGUUUUUCUAGAGACAUAAACAUUCAAAAGGAAGAAUACAUUGCUUGCUCUGCAAAAUAUAUUCUAAAAUGUUAAUGUCUAUUUUAUACCAAAAAAAUGCAUGUAUUUGCAACACAUUUUUGUAAAUGAAAAUAGACUUUUUGUUGCUCUAAAUGUAGUGGACCAGAUUAGUUUAUGUUCAAAAAUAGAAUGGCUUCACAUUUGAAAAAAGGGAUUGAUUUCAUUCUCUUAUAUCCAAAACUUUGAAGUACUUACCCUCCCCACACCAGCCCCAAAUUUUCCUUUUUAUAAACUGCUGUCUGGGAAGUUACAAUUUGCAAUGGCAAAAUAGGGCAUCCAAUCCCAUAUUUGUAUAUGAUGAAAAGCAAAUACAGGUAGUCCUUGGGUUAUGACUAUUCAACAACCUAUUCAAAGUUGCAGUGGCACUGAACGAAUGGUACUUAAGAUGACUCCUUAUACUUCUAUCCAUUGCAGUAUCUCUGUGAUCACAAGAUCAUGAUUUCUGAUGUUCUCUGCCAGCUUCCCACAAGUAAAGUCAAUAGGGAAACUGGUCAAAAAUUGCAGCCAAUGCAAUUUAGUAAAGCCAGCUGGGACUGCUUGAAUUGCUGUUGCUAAGUGACAAUCACUUGAUGUUGUGCUUUAUGACUGCAUUAUUUAAUGAUGGGAAUUCAGGUCCCAAUUGCCAUUGUAAGCUGAGGACUACAGCUUACGAGAAAAAGUGUGCCAGAGGCCAGAGGCGGAAAAUGUUUAAAUGUUUCUGUCUACCACAAACUUCAACUGAAAGUCAAAAAUGCAAACUAUAUUUUGUAUGACCUGAAAAGAAUACCAUAGCCUUUUAAUCACUGAUUUCUUUAUCUACAUUGGUUAAAUUUUUAGCUAAUUUGAAAGGUCAAGA
Molecule: messenger RNA, 3518 nt
Organism: Crotalus tigris (Tiger rattlesnake)
Lineage: Eukaryota; Metazoa; Chordata; Lepidosauria; Squamata; Viperidae
Product: synaptonemal complex protein 3-like
Exons: 8
Coding region: 216-911 (231 amino acids)
Biological process (GO): spermatid development; meiotic cell cycle
Cellular component (GO): synaptonemal complex
Source: RefSeq, a predicted model, not a curated record